Apiotrichum porosum is the source of this 1725-nucleotide messenger RNA. RefSeq lists its product as uncharacterized. Gene Ontology annotation, molecular function: FAD binding. The transcript has 5 exons. NCBI's taxonomy places the organism in Eukaryota, Fungi, Basidiomycota, Tremellomycetes, Trichosporonales, Trichosporonaceae. The record is from RefSeq and is a predicted model, not a curated record. The coding region runs from base 1 to 1725 and encodes 574 amino acids.
AUGCCCGCCUACCAGCAACCUCUCCCAGUGCUCAUCGUCGGUAACGGUCCCGUUGGUCUGCUUCUGGCCUACGCAUUGCUAAAGCAGGAUGUUCCCGUCAUCGUGGUCACCCGUCACCUCCGUCGCCUCGGUGUGCCAAAGGCACACGCUCUGUCGCCACGCUCGCUCGAAGUUGUGCGCCAGCUCGGUCUACCCAAAACUGCCAGCCCAUCGCCGCGACUCCAUCAAGUUGGCGCACUGCCCUAUGAGCGUAUGACGCUCGACGUGCUCGAAGCUAGUCCAGAGAUGGUUCACAACGUCGCGCAGCCGGACCUUGAGUGCAUCAUCGAGUGCAUGAUGGAGCGCGAUUUCAACGUCGACUAUCGCAAGGGCUGGACAUGGAUCUCUCAUGAAGAGGUCCAACAGGGACCAAACACGAUUUGUGUCUCCACCGUCGAGGACACGUUCACUGGCGAGGAGAUGAAGAUCGAAUCCAGCUUGGUUAUCGCGUGCGACGGUGCCAACUCGCGUGUCCGCAAGUCGGUCGGCAUCCAGUCCGAAGGCGAGGAGACGGCCGACACGAUGAUGACAAUCCACUUCAACGCCGAUCUCCGUCGUGUCGUUGGCAAAAACACUGGAAUGCUUCACUGGAUUCUCGACCCAGAGGCACGUGGCUUUAUCAUCGCAUACGACAUUGAGGAGAACCACGUCCUGAUCCACAACAUUGACCCGGAACGCGACCCGAUCGCGUCCUUUGAUCCAAACAGAUGCAUGGACAUUGUCAAGGCCGCGAUUGGCAAGGACAUACCCAUCGAUUUCCAGUGCUCAAUGCCAUGGGUCCUGCGUCGCAAGGUGGCCAGCCAGUAUUUCAAGGGACGUGUCGUGCUGGCGGGAGACUCGGCACACUCGUUCCCGCCGACUGGCGGGCUCGGCCUCAACUCGGGUAUCAGCGACGCCCACUGCUUGGCAUAUAAGAUUUCGUCCUGGUAUCACGGAUAUGCCAACCUCAAAACCAUGUUGAACGCGUACGAGAUGGAACGCCGCCCUGUCGCCAUCCGAAAUGCCAUACAGUCGGUCAAGAACGGCCGCAAGAUCUUUGAUCUCCUCAAAGCCAUCCGCAACACCGACCCCGACCCCGUCAUUGCCCGUCGUGAGAUGAUGGCAGCCCUUAGGGACCCUAGACAGUUGGCCAAAAUCCAGCAAAUGAUUGCCGACCAGGCCGAGCACUUUGACAACCUCAACCGUCAUCUCGGGUACGUGUACGACCCAGCAUGGCGCCCGUCUUCCGGUAACAUCUAUGUUCCCCUAUACCGUCGCGGUGCGCGGCUAGUCCACGCUUGGAUCAAGCCCCGCACCGCCUGUGUCAAUGAGCUCCGCCCCGUUGACCUAUCAUAUCUCGAAGGCGACCUCAGCCGCGACAAGAUGGCGGCCUGGCAGUAUUCUAUACUCGACGUGGUCCCUACCACUGGAUACUUGCUCGUGUUCCAGGGUUCCAACUGGGCAUUGCGGGCCAGGCAGCUCCAGGUCUUCUUUGGUGGUUGCCGCAUCCCCCUGUAUACCGCCGAGAUCGGCAAGGACUUUGAGUUUGUCGACAAGGUCCGCGCCAAGGUCUGGCUGCACGGUUAUGGCUUUGACAAUGGCAACGCCCUCCUCAUUCGUCCUGAUCAGCACAUUGAGUCCAUUCUUCCCGAGAGACUGCAAAUGCAGACUGUUCUCGACGGCGUUCUUUACUCGCUCGGUAUUUAG